Raphanus sativus (radish) is the source of this 941-nucleotide messenger RNA. RefSeq names its product protein LIGHT-DEPENDENT SHORT HYPOCOTYLS 10. The transcript has 2 exons. The record is from RefSeq and is a predicted model, not a curated record. Gene Ontology annotation, cellular component: nucleus. Gene Ontology annotation, biological process: response to light stimulus; mRNA transcription. Bases 96 to 632 code for a protein of 178 amino acids. NCBI's taxonomy places the organism in Eukaryota, Viridiplantae, Streptophyta, Magnoliopsida, Brassicales, Brassicaceae.
UUAUUACCUAAAUCACCAGAUCCAUGUAUAAAACAUAAAAGACUCCUAAAACUUCAACAACAUCUCUCUAUCUCUACAAUCAACAAGAUCAUAUCAUGUCAUCUCCUAGAUAUAGAGGAAAGAGCUCGAUGGAAUCAUCAGGAUCAGAGCCACCGGUGUCACCAAGCCGUUACGAGUUACAAAAGAGACGGGACUGGAACACUUUCGGACAGUACUUGAAGAACCAGAGACCGCCCAUGCCGAUGUCUCACUGCAACUGCAACCACGUGCUUGAUUUCCUCAGGUACUUAGACCAGUUCGGUAAGACAAAGGUGCACGUGCCUGGCUGUAUGUUCUACGGUCAGCCUGAGCCACCAGCUCCUUGCACAUGUCCUCUCAGACAAGCUUGGGGGAGUCUCGACGCUUUGAUCGGACGGCUGAGAGCGGCUUACGAGGAGAACGGUGGAUCUCCGGAAACAAACCCUUUCGCUAGUGGAGCAAUCAGGGUUUACUUGAGGGAGGUUAGGGAGUGUCAGGCCAAAGCUAGAGGGAUUCCUUACAAAAAGAAGAAGAAGAAGCCAACGACGACCGAGAUGGGUGGUGGAAGAGAGGACUCUUCUUCUUCCUCCGCCUCUUCCUUCGGCUUCCCUUAAGAUUCUCAUGAUCUUGGUGAAAGACUUUGUGGAUCAACAGUCUCAGAGAGGGAUCAAACGUAAAAGAGGCCUCAACUCUACCUACUGAUGUUCAAGAAGUCAAAAGUAAAAUGUUAUUUUCGGCUUAUUUUAACCGAUCUUCAUCUACUCCUACAUUUCCGUAGCAAUCGAUUGGUUAUUUAUCUUCAUCAUCUAUUCUCUAAAUAAACAAUUUUUAAAUAAGGAAGUGGAUAGAUUUUAUAUACUUAAGACAAGUUUGUUUUGCACUUCUAUGUCAGCGUACUUAUAUGUAUCUUAGGUUUUCAACCA